Messenger RNA from Dermatophagoides pteronyssinus (European house dust mite), 1281 nucleotides. Its product is annotated as calcium-dependent protein kinase 3-like. Lineage: Eukaryota; Metazoa; Arthropoda; Arachnida; Sarcoptiformes; Pyroglyphidae. The record is from RefSeq and is a predicted model, not a curated record.
AUGGAUGCGAGCCGAAAGUGGGCGCGCGUCAGCUGCGGCGGCACGUUCACCGUCGCGCUCUCGGAAAGCGGCGAACUGUACUCGUUUGGAUACAACCAGUGCGGUGCGCUGGGUCACGGCCCCUGGGACGGGGCCGCUAGUGCUGCGAGACAAGCCGCUGCUCAUGCCGACACCGCUGCCUCUCAGCGGCAUCGUGCAGACAACGUGCACAUAGUGGACGUCGCGUGCGGCAACUACCACACGCUGCUGCUCACGAACGAUGGCAUCGUGUACGCCAUGGGAAGCAAUGGCAACGGCGAGUGCGGGCUGGGAGCGGCGAAGUUGCAUGCGCCGGCGUCGCAGUUUUGGCGGCUGAUCCAGCGGAUCCGCGACCGCUACUUUCCCGCGAAAGAGUUCGUGGUGCAGAAACAGAUCUUCGUGAACCGGCAGCCGCUGGAGACGAUGAGCGGCUUGUUCAGUUUCUUCACGGACUUCGAGUUGGUGGGCACGGGUAGCUUCGGCACGGUGUACGUGGUGCGCGAGUUGGUCUCGGGCAAGCUGCGCGUGUGCAAGUGCAUCUCGAAGGCGAAGGCGCUGGUCGCGGCCUCGCAAAUCGAGAUCGAGAUUAGCGCGAUGAAGGCGCUGAACCACCCGAACAUCUUGAAGAUCUUCGACGUGUUCGAAGACGCGAAGCACGUGUACCUGAUUCUCGAGCACUGCUCGGGCGGCGAGCUGUACAAGCGGAUCACGCAAUCGGGCAAACACGGCUGCGUGCUCGCGGAGGGCGAGGUGCGCGGGUUGAUGAAGCAGAUCUUCCAGGCGCUGGCUUACAUGCACUCGAAAAAAGUGCUGCACAAGGACCUCAAGCCCGAGAACAUUUUGUUCAACGACCGCACGACGCGCGAGCGCAUUUCGAUCAUCGACUUCGGGCUGUCGGAAAUCUUCGACAACGGGCAAGACUUCACGCGCAACGCGGCAGGAACCGUAACCUACAUGGCGCCGGAGGUUUUUGCGCGGAAGCUGUGCUUCAAGAGCGACAUGUGGAGCGCGGGCGUGUUGAUGUUUCUGCUGUUGACGGGCCACCUGCCGUACUCGGGCUCGACGGUGUUGGAGGUGCGGCGCAAAGUCACGCGGAUCGAGCCGGCGUACGAGCGGCGCUGUCAGCACGUGACGAAGGUCGCGGUGGACCUCCUGCGCAACUUGCUGAACCGCAACGUCGCGAAGCGGUUCUCGGCGGUCGAGGCGCUGCAGCACCCGUGGUUCAAGGUCAGCGACACAGAAAUAUUCGAAUAUCGUGUUUAA